AUGGCGCAUAACAAUCAGGUGGAGAUGAAGGAGGAAAAAAAGUCGUUCGAGAACAACAUUUCUCCAUUUAAUUUCCUACGAAACCCCUUUAAGUUCGUAUCGCCUAUCGCUGGUGAAUCUGACAGUGAUAAAAACGAAAAUUUGCUGAAGCGGGAUAUGAACUGGAUACUUCCGAUUGCGCAGAUCGCUCCCACCGAGGAAGACAGGAUGCCUUCUUCUUUCGUGCAUUUUUCGGGCAUUGUGAUCGGGAAUGGCAUGCACACCGACAGUGAGGUGCUGAACAACCAUUACAACGAUGUACGUCUGCUUCAAAAGCACCUCAUAAAACACUCGGUAACACCCCACCCGAAUUCCAUGCUGCUGACGCCCAAAGUGCUUGACAUGAUGCCAACACAGUUCGCACCGGACGGUUCGUUGGAUGCGAUGGUAGCGAUCCGGAAGAUGGAACCCAACUUUAACAUAAUCCACUUCCUGCGCUACUGCGCGAACGCGUUCAUCCCGGAGCUGCUCGGGGCAAGCGUGCGGGGGGAUCUCGGCAUGAUUCGGGACAGGUGCUAUCAGCGCGCAUACGACGCUAUCGCACCACCGAUCGCCCACGCGCUGGUUGCCGGCUAUCGUUUCGAUUCCACCAUACUAGGCAUCGAACGUGUGCGCCUUGCAAUGGGCAGGGUGAUGCAACAGGGCCCCGUACUGGUCAUCACCUUCCAAGCGCAGCAGAUCAUGUGCAUGCGGGACGGGACGGGUACGGUGGUUGCGGGUGAUCCACAGCAGGUGCUGCGUUGCCACCAUGUGUGGGCGCUGUGCCGCGACCCGAGCGAGGUGGCACCGGAAAGCGCCUGGCGCUUGUUGGAGUUGGUGACCGACCGUUGGAUUGACUAUUGA
Anopheles marshallii is the source of this 882-nucleotide messenger RNA. RefSeq names its product mitochondrial import inner membrane translocase subunit TIM44-like. Gene Ontology annotation, cellular component: mitochondrial inner membrane. Gene Ontology annotation, molecular function: protein-folding chaperone binding. The coding region runs from base 1 to 882 and encodes 293 amino acids. The record is from RefSeq and is a predicted model, not a curated record. Gene Ontology annotation, biological process: protein import into mitochondrial matrix. Lineage: Eukaryota; Metazoa; Arthropoda; Insecta; Diptera; Culicidae. The transcript has a single exon.